Cladocopium goreaui is the source of this 1248-nucleotide messenger RNA. The record is from the annotation of a GenBank genome assembly. Lineage: Eukaryota; Dinophyceae; Suessiales; Symbiodiniaceae.
GGUUCAAAACCAAGUCAGCAGAAUUCCACGGACUGCUGGAAGGGUGGAAGAGCAGACAAAAAGAGUACGCAAUGCGGCCACCGCUGCCCCCACAGGAGGAGGUGGCAGCAGAAGCGCUGGCCGCAGCUCAAGCAGCUGCUCUGGCAACGGCAGAGGCAGCCCAGGCCGCAGCCCAGGCCGCAGCCCAGGCCGAGGCCCAGGCCGAGGCCCAGCCAAGCCAGGAGGGUCAGGGCGAGGCCCCUCCGCAGCCUGAGGGCAGCGGCCAAGAGCCAAAGGCAGAACCGGAAGCACUGAAGGAGGAAGCACCGAAAGAGGAAGCACCGAAGGAAGAGCCAAAGGUUGAAACUAAACCUCCUGCAGAGGUCGACGUCAUGGCAGUCGAAGAUAUCUACAAUGUCAACGAGAAGCCUUUGUUUAUCCAGUUUGCCUUUGAGGACUGGGUGCUUUUGAACUUGCGUGCGGAGUUGUAUUUGAUGGCCAACGCUUUUCCAAAGGAUGCCGGAGAUGCUGAAAGAGUGGGCAUCCAUGACACAAAUCUGACCUUCUACUAUCAGAAGUACUUCAAGAAACAGUUGGUUCCAAAGCAGUACGGAAUGGAGACCAACACGGAGCUUGUCGAGAAGUUGCUGAAGGACACCAUGUCUUUCAACUCUGAAUUGGUCCUUGAGUCGAAGUACGGGGAGGACCUUGAUUUCAGCCUCCUCGUUAAGCUGACUGAGGCUGCAAGAAGAGACAGGCAAGCCAAGAUCGAUUCAGGUGACGACACUGCUAAGCUCCAUGUGGAGCAUACGACCAUGCCUCCACCACCUCCACAGAUGGGAGGAUACAAAGGUGACUACAAAGGCUACAAAGGAGACAAAGGUGGAUACAAAGGCUACACUCCAGGUUACAGCCAAGGCUACAGCCAAGGCUACGGCCAAGGCUACGGCCAAAGUUAUGGCCAGGGCUUCAAAGGCUACGGAAAAGAUAGCGGCAAAAAGGGCUUUGACAAAGGCAAGAAAGGCGAUAAGGGCUUUGACAAAGGAUUUGGAAAGAGCAACUUUGGCAAGGGCGAUUACAAGGGAGGCUGCAAAAGCUAUUGAGAGCUGGGACGUUUUGUAGAAAGCCCUGAUGAGCUCAGAAUUGAGCUCUGUGAAAUCUGUGAAAUUGAACCAUUAUCAGUAUCUGCGAGUCUUGGUAGAAGCCUGGGUGGCAUCUCAAAGCCCCGGAGAUGGACAAAAGGCCAGCAGGCGAGUGUUGGCGAUGCGC